Molecule: messenger RNA, 1419 nt
Organism: Liolophura sinensis
Lineage: Eukaryota; Metazoa; Mollusca; Polyplacophora; Chitonida; Chitonidae
Exons: 3
Coding region: 84-503 (139 amino acids)
Source: RefSeq, a predicted model, not a curated record
CUACAGCGAUCACGAGCAGGGAUCAGUGGGACGAUCUCCUGGAACGGGCCCAGGAGGAGCCUGCCGAGAUCCCGGUAAUCAUCAUGUACCUCCAGUUCCGUGUUGCCGGCCCGACCGGGGAUUGUUACCUGUGUGUGAGGCAGAACGGACAGGUGUGCUAUGACGGCAAACCAGACGCCUUCAACACAAUCUUCAAAGCAUCCCGAGUGUACCCUCCACCCAUCGACAAGUUUCAGUUCAUCUGCUGCGGGGGGCCAAGCAGAAAUCAUGCCUUAUAUCCGGAGGGUACCCUGCUCAAAUCCAAGAAAUACGAAGCGGAGAGGGACUAUGUCACUCAAAACACAGCUGAACCCACGCUACUUAAUCUGGAAAUCCACAAUGACGGCGAGUUCCUGAUCUCCAUAGAGUCACGCGAGGGUAUAGUGAGCGGAGAAGAUUCUCAGUCAAUCAAAUUCAUUCCUUACUUGGCCGAACAUUUUGAGCGGGAACUUGCGCCACUGUAAUCUGAUUUCAGGGACGAAAAGAAAAAAAAAGCAGUCAAAGCUUCAUUCCAUUUUGGGACUUCACUGAAAAUGUGUGUUUGUCAUAGUUCCAUAGCUAAUACUGACAAACAUAAGAGGGUUCAGUUAUCAUUCGGUUGCGUGAGUGAAUUAAAAGGAUGCACUAGGCAAUAUUAAUUCUGUGGGUCUACAUAAUUUGGCAAACUUGACUUUCUUGGAUCAAACAAUUUGUUCUAGUACACACUCGUAAAAUCAUAAACUUUUUGCUUAUGUUAUUCGGUCAGAUCCUUUUAACACUUUCUAUCAUCGCUAUAGGACAUACAUGCCCAGUUACUUCCAGAUAUGUAUAAUUACAGCAUCAGAGACUCGUAGAAUACUGGGGUCACCCUUGUACAUAACCUGCACUCGCGACCAUAUUGGAUGGCCAACAAACGAAUUGCUCCAGUUCACCCAGUGAAAUGAAAUGCGCACUUCAGGAGAUACCGUGGGACUUCUGUGCUAGCAAUCCAACAUGCCCGAGGGUGCACGAAGUGGUCAUUUAUUUAAAUGUAAUAUUGUUCUUAAACCACGUAGCUGCACACAUGGUUUAUCAUUCUGUAAGUAACCCACAAGGCGAUAGUGGGCAAAUUUCUUGUCUUUGAAGGUCUUUUUUAGGGGUUUCUUUAGUGGUUUUUCGUUUGUACUUCGAGAGGACAUUGCAACAAUUAAGCACAUUUCAUUAACAACUAACUUGUUUAUGACCUGUCAUCAGAUAUUUUGUGUGACGUACGACUGGGUUUGGGUGAUGUGUGUUAGGGGAGGGGUGUUUGCAUGGAGGGGUAUUUUUUUAAGAGUUACAAGAUACAAGAGUUUGUACAUUCUACGAUGCCAUGAAGUGUGAUAUAAACCAUGAAUAAAGAUUGUAUAUGUGCAUACCGUA